AUGAACCGUCUCCUGCUGCCGGCGGAGUUGGACGCGGAUUAUGUGGCGGUGGCCGAGGACGCGGGCCGGGCCCGCCUGGCCGGGCCGGCGGGCGGAGGGGCCGCGGGACCUGCGCGGGGCUGCAGCGGGGAUGGCCGCAGGCCACAGGCGCGCCCCCGGCUCUGCCCGCGGCUGUCACCGGGACCCGCGCCUGUCCUGCGGGAUUGGAAGAGGGGAGGGUGGGGAGAAAAGGCGCGACCCAGCAGCUGCCACCCUCGAGAGACCCCAGCUCUGCGCGUGGUCUCCCGCAGAUUUAGUGUCACCUUCCUGCCCUGUGCCCCCCUCCCCCUCGUCUGUGUGCGGGUGCUGAGGCGGGUGGGCAGGCGGUUCCCAGGUUGUGGGAUGAGCAGUCCCGUUACCGCCCGCUCUUUGAUACGGGUCGCAGCUGCAAAUGCCGUGGCUGAAUCACAGUCGAAGAGACAAAUCGCUUGCACAACUUUCAGAGAAUGCAGAAUUCUGAAAAUCAAGCCAAAGCAACUUGAAAUAACUUAUCCCUCUGAAGGAGCCAAAGAUGACUCUCAAGCACCAGGGCUACCCAGAGAUUUCUUAAGACUUGAAUGGAAAAGAACUUGGAAACCGGUCUCUUGACUCAGAGAUGAACAGGAUUUACAGGAAGCUGGCCAGUGGCUGUUGGUGCAGGAGGGCCUGGACUUGCAAAUUCCUUGGUCAGUGGUCAUGUGCCACAUUCUUCUGAAGACUGGGAGAAAACCACAAACCUCAACACAGUCAUCUUGGGAUCUGCCUCUGCAAAGAAAAGCAACAGCCCAGCAGCUGGUGGUCCCCACCUUUUACAUGUAUAAAGGAGAGAUGUUUGAAUGUGCUCCUGAACCACAUCACAACCAUAAUCCUAAAAGAUCUGGGGCACACACACUUGAGUAGGAUCACAGUGUCUUAAGACAUUUUUAAUUUUGAAGAGAAAAAGGUUGAUGAAUUGCUUCUGGACACUCAAGUGUGUGAUGCCAGCUCAGCAGCUGUCACUGUCUUCAAGUUGCAGUAUCUUCAUCUCUGGUGCCCCACCCCAACAGGAUUUGCACACAGCCUUUCAGAGGAGAGGCACAGAUACCUGCAUCAGGAGUACUCAGGGCAGUAAGGGCUUUUAGCACACAGUGUCAAAGAAAAUAGCAACAGCAUGUUGAAUAACUGGUUUGAUGUGUAUGCUUCACGUAGGUUAAUUUAGGUGGAUCAUCAUCCUCAUAUUGUACUCUUGUUUCCUAGAAAUACCCUGAAACAGGCACAUUUAUGGCAU
Chiroxiphia lanceolata (lance-tailed manakin) is the source of this 1285-nucleotide messenger RNA. RefSeq lists its product as uncharacterized. NCBI's taxonomy places the organism in Eukaryota, Metazoa, Chordata, Aves, Passeriformes, Pipridae. The transcript is spliced from 6 exons. The record is from RefSeq and is a predicted model, not a curated record. The coding region runs from base 1 to 627 and encodes 208 amino acids.